Pongo pygmaeus (Bornean orangutan) is the source of this 2509-nucleotide messenger RNA. It is a transcript of the gene LIPI, whose product is annotated as lipase I. The record is from RefSeq and is a predicted model, not a curated record. Gene Ontology annotation, molecular function: glycerophospholipase activity. Bases 914 to 2326 code for a protein of 470 amino acids. NCBI's taxonomy places the organism in Eukaryota, Metazoa, Chordata, Mammalia, Primates, Hominidae. Gene Ontology annotation, biological process: lipid catabolic process. The transcript has 12 exons.
GCCCACCGCACCGCUCUCUCGCCUGGCGUAGGGCUGGGCGGUGGGAGAGUGGGUGAGAGUGAGGAACAUGAAUGCAGAAAGGGCUUUACGCUUUAGCUAGUGGGGUGGCUUCCUUUUUUUUCUGGCACAUUAAUUGAUUUUGGAUUUAUUCAAUCAACAUUUUAAAUAUAGUCACUGUAGAGAUGAUUUAAAUUGUGGUAACUUCAUUGCAGAAUCUCCCAGGCAAAUGCGGGGAGAUAUAUUUCUUUGGGUCCGAAGAAUAAAUGAACAAAUCAUGAAGAUAUUAAAUUAUAAAUAAUUUUUGAAAGAAUAGAUGUUUGCAUGGAUGUGGAUACAACAGAAAACUAGAAUUAAAGUUUAUUUUCCUAGAAAGUGCUCCCUAGAUGAGUUUUUGAAACUGGUCACAGAGGUUUGAAGUGGACUCCAAAAGGAACUUGAGAAAGCGAAUACCAAGGGAUAUACUGGUGAGAGUGAGCCAGUUUUGUGUCUAAGCCAGAAUUUUUGAGGAUGGCAGCUAGGGUUUGUGUCAGGAUCGAAUGACUGCACUUUGUUUCAGGGCUAUACUUUGUAUAUGGUGUACCAGGCUAAAGGUUUAGUUCUUUCUUGGGGAUAAUUUUUGUUUUUAAUAAAAGUCUUAUGAACAGUAAAAUCACAAGAAAGGAGAAAGAAAACUUAGAAUCUCAGUACUUUGAUAAAUCAACUGUCAACUGUUAACUUGGCUUCCUUUCUGAAGCUACCAUACGUCUACAUAGGACCUUGAGAUCAUCCCAUGAAUAUCAUAUAGAGCCUGUGACUUAAAAAUCCUUCCCACAACCACAAGCUAAAAUGGGAGAAAACAAACUACCUCACCUUUUCAACCAAGAGGGAGGAGCAAAAAUCAGUGAACUUUUACAGAAGAACCUGCCAGCCUGUGAUGAUCCUACCAAAGAGAAACCUCAGAUAUUUUUCUCUUUCAUCGAAAUCCAAACCAGUUUCUAUGAAGUCUCUUGAGAAUAAAAGACCAUGCCUUGAAUUCUCUCAGCUAAGUGUAAAGGAUUCCUUCAGAGAUUUAUUUAUUCCAAAAAUAGAGACCAUUCUGAUGAUGUAUACAAGGAACAACCUAAACUGUGCUGAGCCACUGUUUGAACGCAAUAACUCACUUAAUGUUAAUUUCAACACACAAAAGAAAACAGUCUGGCUUAUUCAUGGAUACAGACUAGUAGGCUCCGUCCCAUCAUGGCUUCAGAACUUUCUAAGGAUUUUGCUGAAUGAAGAAGACAUGAAUGUAAUUGUAGUAGACUGGAGCCGGGGUGCUACAACUUUUAUUUAUAAUAGAGCAGUUAAAAACACCAGAAAAGUUGCUGUGAGUUUGAGUGUGCACAUUAAAAAUCUUUUGAAACAUGGUGCAUCUCUUGACAAUUUUCAUUUCAUAGGUGUGAGCUUAGGGGCUCAUAUCAGUGGAUUUGUUGGAAAGAUAUUUCAUGGUCAACUUGGAAGAAUAACAGGUCUUGACCCUGCUGGGCCAAGGUUCUCCAGAAAACCACCAUAUAGCAGAUUAGAUUACACAGAUGCAAAGUUCGUGGAUGUCAUCCAUUCUGACUCCAAUGGUUUAGGCAUUCAAGAGCCCUUGGGACAUAUAGAUUUUUAUCCAAAUGGAGGAAAUAAACAACCUGGCUGUCCUAAAUCAAUUUUCUCAGGAAUGAAAUUCAUUAAAUGCAACCACCAGAGAGCAGUUCACUUGUUCAUGGCAUCUUUAGAAACAAACUGCAAUUUUAUUUCAUUUCCUUGUCCUUCAUACAAAGAUUACACGGCUAGCUUAUGUAUGGACUGUGACUGUUUUAAGGAAAAAUCAUGUCCUCAGCUAGGUUAUCAAGCCAACCUAUUUAAAGACGUUUUAAAAGAAAGGAUGGAAGGAAGACCUCUUAGGACCACUGUGUUUUUGGAUACAAGUGGCACAUAUCCAUUCUGCACCUAUUAUUUUGUUCUCAGUAUAAUUGUUCCAGAUAAAACUAUGAUGGAUGGCUCGUUUUCAUUUAAAUUAUUAAACCAGCUUGGAAUGAUUGAAGAGCCAAGGCUUUAUGAAAAGAACAAACCAUUUUAUAAACUUCAAGAAAUCAAGAUUCUUGCUCAAUUUUACAAUGACUUUGUAAAUAUUUCAAGCAUUGGUUUGACAUAUUUCCAGAGCUCAAAUCUGCAGUGUUCCACAUGCACAUACAAGAUCCAGAGUCUCAUGUUAAAAUCACUUACAUAUCCAGAAAGACCACCACUUUGCAGGUAUAAUAUUGUACUUAAAGAAAGAGAGGAAGUGUUUCUUAAUCCAAACACAUGUACACCAAAGAACACAUAAGAUGCCUUCUUCCAUCAAAUGCACUUGCUUGUGAAUUAAUGGACUUGUAAAUGAAACAAUGCAAUCAGUCUUUCUUUUAUAAUGCACUGUUCAAUUUGAGAUUCAGAUAUUUCUAUUUCUUGAAAAAAAUUUUAAGAAUCAAAAAUAAAGAAAAUAAAAAAUGCAUAGUUAAACAUUCCAAAU